This is a messenger RNA of Cucumis sativus (cucumber), 1303 nucleotides long. Its product is annotated as FCS-Like Zinc finger 14. The record is from RefSeq and is a predicted model, not a curated record. The transcript has 2 exons. The coding region runs from base 376 to 1080 and encodes 234 amino acids. Lineage: Eukaryota; Viridiplantae; Streptophyta; Magnoliopsida; Cucurbitales; Cucurbitaceae.
CUCUCUCUCUCUCUUUGAAGCUUUUUUUUUUUUUUUCUUUUUUCUUUUUCUUUUUGGUUUCUCCAACCCUUCUUUCAAGUUUCAAUUUAGUGGGUUUCAAGAAACUCUUUGUUUUGCUGCUUCUUUCGUACUCAUCGGAGAUCUUGUUUCCAGAGGAUUUUCCGGGGCUUUCUCUCUCUUUCUCACUACCUGUUUGUUAAUUCUUCCAAUUUACUCCAUUCUGAAUGUCAUCUACACUUCACAACACUCAUUUCUCUUCUUCCAUUCCUUGUUUUUUUUGUUUGAUGUUGUAUCCUCUGCAAUCCAUCUGAUUCUAGUGAGGGUUGUGAAAAAAAGAAAAAAACAGAGGAAUUCAAUCAAAAUUUCGUCUAAAAAAUGGAGAAUUUCAUCGGAAAAAGAAAACCCACCAUCGGUAUUUCACUCUUCACUGCUUUGUCUGGUUCAUUCUCUUCUGAUAAAACGAAAUCCCCUCGUGAUUUUGAAAAGGGUGUUGUUGGAUUGGGUAUAGUAGCUGCCAUGACUGAUUCUGACAAAAUUCAUGAAGCUUUUGUAUCUUCGAAGGCGGUUUCUCCCAGGUCUUGCUCGAUUCCUAUUGUUUCUUCUGCUAAACCAGCGGCUAAUUUCAGAGGUGGGUUUAACCUAGAAAAGGAAACUCUACCUGAGGUCGUUGAUGAACUUUCUGAAAGUUACACUUGCGUAACUUCACAUUUUGGUAAUCGAUUGUUUGAAAAGCGUGUUUACUUUAAUGGUGAGCUCGAUUUGGUCAAUGGACGUUCUUCCAAUAUAGUGAGAUCUGGGGUUUUUUCCACUUCCCCCAUGAGUUUUGGUGUAGCGGAGAGAGGGUUUUGUGCUGCUGAGUUUUUGAGCUCUUGCUAUCUCUGCAGCAAGCAUCUUCAUGGGCUUGACAUCUUCAUGUACAGAGGUGAAAAGGCAUUUUGCAGCGUUGAGUGUCGCGACAAACACAUCAGAGGCGACGAUUGCAGGGACAAGUGUGGAUCGAAAGCCAUGAAAGACUACUCGGCAUCGCCUUGCUCUGUGGCUGGCCCCCCUGCCUUGGCUUCAGGUGUGGUUGCAGCUUAGUAGGUAAUCACAUGAAAAAUAAAAAUAUAAGUAUAGCUGAUUGAUAUAAGUAAAGUGUAUCAAAUAAACUGGUGGUAGCAAAGACUUUGUAGGAAUGAAUAUCUGUGGGAAAGAAGUAUUAAUUACAAAUAAGAUGGUUUGUAUGAUAAUUGUUUCAUUAGUGAUAUUAAAAUGUAUGAAUUAUGGGUAAUAUCAAAUAUGAUAUGAUAUAAUAGCUUAGGCA